GGCUGCGUGGAGACUGCCCUCCCCUGCAGUUUCUCAUGACUUUUCUCUCCAAGGGUCUUCAAGGAGAGCGAGGCCUCAGGGGCCCGACAGGAGAGAAGGGGGAACUGGGUCCUCCAGGGCAACCUGGCUACCCAGGUGCCAUGGGCCCCCCGGGGCUGCCUGGCAUCAAGGGGGAGCGCGGCUACGGGGGUUCCCCGGGAGAGAAGGGAGAAUCGGGCCCACCAGGAUCUGAAGGCCUCCCAGGUCCCCCAGGCCCAGCAGGUCCCCGAGGAGAGCGAGGACCCCAAGGGAACUUGGGUGAGAAAGGUGACCAGGGAUUUCAAGGCCAGCCAGGCUUUCCAGGCCCACCGGGUCCCCCUGGAUUCCCAGGCAAAGCUGGAGCACCUGGCCCACCUGGGCCCCAAGCGGAGAAGGGCAGUGAAGGGAUUCGAGGUCCAUCAGGCCUGCCUGGUCCCCCUGGACCACCAGGAUCUCCCGGGAUUCAGGGCCCUGCCGGUCUGGAUGGUCUGGAUGGGAAGGACGGCAAGCCUGGCGUGAGGGGGGACCCUGGUCCUGCUGGCCCCCCCGGACUCAUGGGACUCCCGGGCUUCAAGGGAAAACCGGGACAUCCUGGCCUCCCAGGACUGAAGGGUGACUGUGGAAAGCCUGGUCCCCCGGGCAGCAGUGGCCGCCCCGGAGCAGAGGGUGAGCCUGGUGCCAUGGGACCCCAGGGAAGACCCGGCCCCCCUGGCCACGUUGGGCCCCCGGGGUCUCCAGGCCAGCCAGGCCCAGCUGGGAUCUCUGCAGUGGGCCCAAAAGGAGACCGAGGAUCCACUGGAGAAAGGGGCCUUUCAGGUCUUCCGGGCCAGCCUGGUCCCCCUGGACACCCUGGCCCCCCGGGUGAACCUGGUGCAGAUGGUGCAGCUGGCAAAGAGGGACCCCCUGGAAAACAAGGAAUCUACGGACCCCCUGGUCCAAAGGGUGACCUGGGACCUUCAGGGCAGAAGGGCCAGGCAGGGGAGAAGGGAAGAGCUGGCGUGCCUGGCGGGCCUGGCAAGAGUGGCUCCAUGGGACCUUCUGGGCCGCCGGGUCCUGCAGGAGAGAGAGGCCACCCUGGAUCUCCUGGACCUGCAGGGAGCCCUGGUCUGCCCGGGGUGCCUGGCUCCAUGGGAGACAUGGUGAAUUAUGAUGAAAUCAAGAGGUUCAUCAGACAAGAGAUCAUUAAAAUGUUUGAUGAGAGGAUGGCUUACUACACCUCCAGGAUGCAGUUUCCCAUGGAGAUGGCAGCAGCUCCGGGACGACCAGGGCCCCCAGGGAAGGACGGUCCCCCGGGCCGGCCAGGUGCCCCGGGAUCACCUGGGCUCCCUGGUCAGAUUGGCAGAGAAGGUCGGCAGGGCUUGCCCGGGUUGAGAGGAUUGCCUGGUACCAAAGGUGAAAAGGGAGACAUUGGUGUUGGCAUUGCAGGAGAAGUUGGUCUUCCCGGCCCCCCAGGUCCUCAAGGUCCUCCAGGAUACGGCAAGAUGGGUGCAACUGGGCCGAUGGGCCAGCAAGGCAUUCCUGGCAUCCCUGGCCCCCCAGGCUCCAUGGGCCCGCCGGGCAAGGCCGGCCACUGUAACCCCUCUGACUGCUUUGGGGCCAUGCCAAUGGAGCAACAGUACCCACCCAUGAAAAACAUGAAGGGGCCUUUUGGUUGAAAUCACCAUUUCCAUCAGAUGAAGGACUCCAUUGGGAACAAAUGGCUAAAACUUAUAGGAUUCUGGAUGGGUUGUGAAUGUUUUGGGUUUUUAAUUGCUAUUAAUAUUUUUUUAUCAAUAAACAAAGAAACAAAA
Molecule: messenger RNA, 1808 nt
Organism: Physeter macrocephalus (sperm whale)
Lineage: Eukaryota; Metazoa; Chordata; Mammalia; Artiodactyla; Physeteridae
Product: collagen alpha-1(XVI) chain-like
Exons: 22
Coding region: 36-1673 (545 amino acids)
Biological process (GO): extracellular matrix organization
Molecular function (GO): extracellular matrix structural constituent conferring tensile strength
Source: RefSeq, a predicted model, not a curated record